Molecule: messenger RNA, 1068 nt
Organism: Neoarthrinium moseri
Lineage: Eukaryota; Fungi; Ascomycota; Sordariomycetes; Amphisphaeriales; Apiosporaceae
Exons: 2
Coding region: 1-1068 (355 amino acids)
Molecular function (GO): oxidoreductase activity, acting on NAD(P)H
Source: RefSeq, a predicted model, not a curated record
AUGGCGAUCCGGGCCAUCAAAAUCGUUGAGGUUGGAAAGGCGGCGGUCGCUGAAGUCCCGAAGCCUGAGUUGCGCGAUGGCUAUGUACUCGUCAAGGUCAAGGCUGUCGGUCUCAACCCUACGGAUUGGAAAUCCAUCGACCGGGGCGAAGUUGUUGUCGGAGCCCGCAGUGGCUGCGAUUAUGCCGGCGUCGUAGAGGAAGUAGGCAAUAACCUUGGCAGACCGUUCAAGAAGGGCGAUCGCAUUGCCGGCUUUGUGCACGGGGCGCACACAGAGAAGCACGACUCAGGCUCGUUUGGUGAAUAUGUGAUCGCCAAGGCCGACAUCGCGCUCAAGAUCCCGGACAAUAUCUCUGACGAGCAAGCGGCAACUCUAGGGGUCUCCGUUACCACCGUAGGACAGGGCCUGUACCUGGCGCUGAAGCUCCCGCUGCCCACGCACCCUCUGAAGGAGCCGGAGCCGCUGCUCAUAUAUGGCGGCAGCACGGCCACGGGCAUCUUCGGGAUCCAAUAUGCGAAGCUGUCGGGUCUGAGCGUAGCCGCCACGGCGUCGAAGCACAACCACGAGUAUCUCAAGUCGCUGGGCGCGGACGCGGUGUUCGACUAUAAGUCGCCCAGCUGCGCCGACGACAUCAAGGCCUGGGCUUCGGGUCAGGGCAAGAAGCUGCGCAAGGCGUGGGACUGCAUCGCCAGCGACGCGAGCGCGGCCAUAUGCGCCGCUGCGCUGAGCGACGACGAGGAGGGUGGAAUCUAUGCGGCUCUUCUCCCCGUAGAGCAUGACAAAUUACUUGCCGUCAACCCAAAGGUGAAGGAAUCGCUCUUCACCCUGGGCUACGACGCGUUUGGCGAGUCGUACAGCUUCGGCAAGGAGAGGCCGGGGAGGGCCGCGGAGCUGGAGCAUGGGCGCAUGUUCUGGGGUCUGGCCCGAGACUUGCUCGAGCAGGGAAAGCUGAAGACUAUCAAGCCGUCUGUGAACAGGGGCGGGUCUGGCUUGGAGGGCGUUCUGGAAGGCCUAGCUGACUUGAAAGAAGGGAAAGUUACUGGAGAGAAGUUGGUUUACACUUUGUGA